AUGGACUGCUCACCGUUCUCCAGAGUUCCCGCAGAGUUGCGCAACUACAUCUGGACAUUGAGCCUACAAUCCGGUUCGGGACGGCCAGAAGCAUCUCCUAACAUCUAUGAGGAGCCCAGCUUGUCAAGAACAUGCCGCCAGAUUCGCGCGGAGAGCCUACUCAUGUACUACGCCUGUCAGCAUUCCAUGGUCGCUGUAGUCGACAACAGUAAUACAAAAGCACUCCUCAAGUGGCUGGACACGCGGCGCGAGAGAGCGCAGUUGAUUUGCAGAUUGGAUGUGGUAUCGAACACGGGUAUCAAGCAUGAAUUAGACGAGGGUAUGAGCUGCAUUGGAGCCGUGACCGUAAGCUUUGGCUGA
Cercospora beticola is the source of this 360-nucleotide messenger RNA. The record is from RefSeq and is a predicted model, not a curated record. NCBI's taxonomy places the organism in Eukaryota, Fungi, Ascomycota, Dothideomycetes, Mycosphaerellales, Mycosphaerellaceae.